Molecule: messenger RNA, 1950 nt
Organism: Erigeron canadensis
Lineage: Eukaryota; Viridiplantae; Streptophyta; Magnoliopsida; Asterales; Asteraceae
Exons: 4
Coding region: 1-1950 (649 amino acids)
Molecular function (GO): zinc ion binding
Source: RefSeq, a predicted model, not a curated record
AUGCCAGAAUUACUUCCAAUACCUAAAGAAGAACUGAUCAAGAUACCUGUUGAUUGUUACACCAGAGUUGUUCGUAUCAAAAAAGGUGAUUGUUUUGAUACAAAAGAAGACUUGAAGAUAGCUCUAUAUACGAAAUGUGUGGAAGAUGACUACCAACUAGUUGUUUCAAGAUCAGAUAAACAUCGUUUUGAAACAAAGUGUAAAAUUGAUCAAAAAGGUUGUACGUGGCGUAUGAUGUCAAGGAGGGUAAAAAAUUGUGAAAUGUUUCAAGUCACUACAUUCAUUGAUCAACAUACUUGUUCAAGAACCCAACUUUAUCCUCACCAUAGACAGGCAAACAAAAAGGUGUUGGGUGGAUUUUUGGCGGAGUUAAUGUUUGUGAAAGGAAGGGUAUAUAAGGGUCAUGAGAUUAUGACUGACAUAAAUGCCCGGUUCAAGAUUAAUAUCUCAUAUUCUCAAGCUUGGAGAGCCAAGUGUUAUGCCUUGGAACUGUUGAGGGGGUCACCAGAAGCAUCGUUUGCCCAACUUCCAGCUUAUUGUCACAAUUUAAAGUUGAAAAAUCCCGGGUCGGUAACUCAUAUCAAAACAGAUAGAGAUGGACGUUUUGAGUUGUUGUUUAUCGCCAUUGGUGCAGCGAUACGUUCGUUUGUUUCUUUCUUGCGGCCAGUUAUUAUAGUUGAUGCGGCACAUCUAAAAGGUCGAUAUCUUGGAACGAACUUAUUAGCAGUAGGCAUGGAUGCUAAUAAUGGGAUACUACCAAUAACUUAUGGGGUUGGCAAAUCUGAAACCUCUGAUUCGUGGACAUGGUUUAUGGGGCAUCUUAGAGAUUGCAUGGGUACGGUUAGCAAUUUGACAAUCAUAUCCGAUAGGGCAAACUUAAUUAAUAUGGCUAUUAGAAGGUGUUUUCCAGAUGCUUUUCAUGGACUUUGUGCUGUUCAUUUGUAUAAAAAUCUAAAAUCAAGGUCUCCUGGUAUUAAACAUCACCAAUGGACAUACUGGAAAGCGGUGAAAGCUUAUCGAGAAGUGGAUUUUAAUAGGCAUAUAAAUCGUUUGAGACAUGUUAUGCCCGAGUCUGCCCAAACACUAGAAGCUAUUGGGUUUGAAAGAUGGUCAAGAGUGCACACUCUUGGAGCAAGCUAUGGUUUCAUGACAUCUAAUAGUGCAGAAUCAAUCAACUCUCUAAGUCGCCAUUCAAGGAAAUUACCCAUAACUAUGUUAAUGGAGUUUUUCCGCGCAUCUCUGCAAGAGUGGUAUUAUAGGAAAAGAAAUGUUGCAGAAUCAUUGGAACGUCGUGUUACACCAUGGACCGAAAAAAAGAUUGCAAAACGUGUUGUGAAGUCAACUUCUUGGAGAGUUGAACCAUGUUCAAACACAUUUUUUGAAGUUAUAGAUCAUAAUUUGAAUGGGCUUGUCGAUCUAGAUGCAAAGACGUGUACUUGUGGAAAAUGGCAAACUUCUAGUUUUCCAUGUGGUCAUGUUAUAAAAGUUGCUCUUCAUCUAAACCAAGAUGAUUCAAGUGUAUACACUAUGGAGUGUUACACUUCGGAAACAUAUCGUCAAACGUAUGCCGAGAUUGUCUAUCCCAUACCACAUCCAUCUGAAUGGGAGAUACCUGAUGACUUACAAACAGUUUUGCCACCGGUUAUGGACAGAAGACUGCCUGGCCGCCCCAAAAAUUGUGAUCGUAUUCCGUCUAAGGGUGAGGAGAAGAAAAACCCGACUUGUAGUCGUUGUAAGGAAUGUGGUCAUACAAGGAUGACAUAUGGAGCACUGAUGCCAUCACAAACAUCUUUUCCUCCACCCACAGAAUAUGGAUCUUCGUCAAAAUCAAAAGUUCAUUCGGCGGUUCCUGUGGAAGGGGAGGUACCCGUGGAAUGGGAGGUGCCUGUGGAAGGGGAGGCGCCUGUGGAACGGGAGGUGCUUGUGGAACGGGAGGUGCCUCAGAAGUAG